AUGUUUCCCCAGCUACUCCUCAUCGCAUCCCUCUCACUCACCUUCGGUGAUCCAUGCCGCCGCUUCUCAGUCUCAAACAAACCCUCAAUCGAGUGCAUCUCCUCAUCGCUAACCCAUCUGCCAACUGUGCCCACUGAUGUCAUCUCUGUCACUCUAUUCAACAAUUCGAUCACCAGUAUUGACAAUUUCCCGGGCUCGUACGAUUCGGUGCAAGAGAUUUCGUUGAGAUAUUGUGGAAUCGAGAGGGUCACAUCGACGGCAUUUCGAUCGUUGAAAGCCGUCACUCGAGUCGAUCUUUCGCACAACUCGAUCUCGACGUUCAUCGUUCAAAACGGCCUGCGUAACGUGACCUGGUUGAGUCUUGCCCACAAUGGCCUCCGGUUUGUGCCCGAUCUAUCCGCUUUGACAGCUCUAAAGUUCUUGGACCUAUCCUACAAUGCAUUGUACAGGGUCAACCCUCGAUCUCUGCCGGUUCAAUUGAAUUCCCUCUCUCUUGGUCAUAAUAGGAUCAGCGUGCUUCAACCGUGGACCCAUUUGACGCACCUUCAGGAGGUAAACGUUGUCUCGAAUCCACUCCAAUGCGAUUGCUCUCUUUGGGAAUGGGUUGCAUGGGCUGAUAAGAGAUCUCUUGUCGAUCCAUCGACGCUUCCAUGCAAUGAAACAGUCGCUCAAAUGAGGCUCUACUCGGCGCAAAAGCAAUCGUGUGGUCCAAUCGUUGAGGGAGAAGCUGAAGUGGAGAAAGUCGAUCUCGCGCCCGGGACAAUCCACUGUUCUUUGUUGUACGCUCUUCCCAUCGCCGCCGUUCAUUGGAUCCAUUUGGGAAUUGUUUUAGGACAAACUGACUCAACGACAACCAAUGAUGGAGCAAAAGUGAGACAUUGUAUCGAAAUCAAGGAAGGAGCUGGCGAUGCAUAUGGAGAAUAUCAAUGUGUUGCUUCUGCCAGUGGAAGGAAUUCCUCGAAGAAUGUGAUCCUCUUUGUGUUUGUCUUCUGUUUUGCAUCGUAUUGCAUCAUUCGACGAGAUCGAUCAAGAACGAAAACCGAAGACCUUUAUCGGAGAGGACAUGUCAUACCGAUACUCGUCGAUGAUGCUUAUGAAAAGCCGAAAGUUGAGCAUCGCCUCCAAUUGGAGUCCCCAUGCCCGGCCGUGCAUCGUCACAGCACGUGUGAAUCGUCGGAAUGGCUUUGUGAUGGAUGGGUACAGCCAAGAGUCGUUCAUUCACUAUAUCGAGAUCGACGCGAUCCAAGAGAACACUUGUCACCACGAUCUCAACGUACAGACACCAAACUCGCGCCUUUAGCUUAUUUUGAUCCCGAAUCAAGGCACAGUUUGACCAUCACACAUACAGCUGUA
Messenger RNA from Mesorhabditis belari, 1353 nucleotides. NCBI's taxonomy places the organism in Eukaryota, Metazoa, Nematoda, Chromadorea, Rhabditida, Rhabditidae. The record is from the annotation of a GenBank genome assembly.